ACUUCCCUUUAUGUGACUGAACUUUGAACAGUUUUUAUAAGAUUAACUGGUGUUAUGCAGCUUGUGUCACUGCUCUAUGGAAAUGAAAGCUUAUGAUGGGUUUAAUGUGUUUAUUCCUCUACUGCUGUCUUGCACCUCUGUGUUUACAGUACUGCAUGGACAGAAAGUUGUCACUGAUCCUAAGGUUACUGGGUACCAGGGUCAUGAUGUCACACUGUUAUGCCAAUAUAUCCAUGGAAGCACAGAAGACAAAAUACAACAAGUGCAGUGGACAUGGCAGAAUCAGUCCAGUAAAUAUCAAAUCAUGGUCUUUCACAUGGAUCUGGGCCUUUCUAUGCAUGAGACACCCUUGAAAGACAGAGUCAGCUUCAGUAGGAGCUCUCCUUCGAUCGAUGAGGUCUCCAUCAUCAUCAAAGAUGUGAAGAUAAGUGAUCAGGGAGUUUACAGCUGUGACUAUACAAUCUUCCCUAGCGGCAGUCAUACAGGACAAACCACUCUUAUAGUGUUAGAACACAGUCCUCCUGUUCUGUCCACCGCUGAGGCUGUAGGGAUUGUAACUGCUGUAGUGAUCAUCACUCUGGUUAUAACUGUUGUGGGUUAUUUAUUCCUGCGAAACAGAAGACAAACCGACAGCACUUACUACACAACUCAGAGCCCAAGUGACCUACAACAGGAUGUCACAUAUUCUGAUGUCACAAUACUGAAAGCAGGCAAGGCUAACAGAAGCACCUCAUCAUCAGGGGACAUUGAAUACGCUGCGGUUUCCUUCAGUGGUUGGUCAGAAUCAGCGUCACUGCGAGCCUCAGCCAAUCAGAUUGCUUUGGGUUUCCACACAGCAGAGCAGGAAACUGUGUACGCACAGGUGAAGAAAGACUGAUUUUUAGUACAAAUGUCACAGGUAACUACAGGUUUCUAUUAAUGAAUGAGGUGUUUGUACAGUAGAGAAUUGAACAGCUUGAGCAUUUAUAAGCAGCAGACAAUAAAACUCCAGCUUAUAAUAAGCAAAACAUUAUUGUCCGUUAGUAUGAACAAGAAUGAAUUUAUCGUUAUUGUUAUCAUUCUUAGUGCGAAUGGACUGCUAGCCGCCUUUCCUGGUCCCAUCCCCCUUUCUCUCUCCCACUGCGCUUCCUGUCAAAACUUACUGUCCUUUUAAAAUAAAAAAGCAAAAAUGCUUGAAAAGUGUGCUUGUUUUCUUUUUAGAGGUAGACUUGAGUCUGUAUGUGGUCUAUGCAAAAAGUCACAAAUUUUAGUACUUCUUAAAAUGAAAGAAAUUUGUUGAUUUUAAUACAUUUCAAUACAUACUCUUUGUAAAAAGUUAUUCUUAAGUGUCACUUCAUUUUCAUCUCUUUGUUGGCUUUGAUUUAGAUUUAGAAUAACAAAAUUGUCUGCAGAAAAACAAUCCAGUCUGUACAAAGCAUAAGGGUUGAUAAUUAAAAAAAAAAUGAAAGUAAAAUAAAAAAUGCAUGUUGUUGAAGACAAAUUAAUACAGAUUGUUUUUUAUUCCAAAGGAUUUUCUUUGUCUAUAGUUUUAACAUAACAUGUUCACCUGGUUGGAAAAGCUCUUCAAUCCCUAAAAAUUAUCUGUUGAUACAUUAAUUUAAAAUAUCCUCUGCACAUCAGUAUGUAAUGUAUUAUUAAUGUAAAUAAUCAUCAUUUUAUUUGCAAUACACAUUUGUAUAGAAACAUUUUAAAAAUAAUACUAAAAAAGAGGUUC
This is a messenger RNA of Cyprinus carpio (common carp), 1714 nucleotides long. Its product is annotated as sodium channel regulatory subunit beta-2-like. Gene Ontology annotation, cellular component: adherens junction. Gene Ontology annotation, biological process: homophilic cell-cell adhesion; heterophilic cell-cell adhesion. The record is from RefSeq and is a predicted model, not a curated record. NCBI's taxonomy places the organism in Eukaryota, Metazoa, Chordata, Actinopteri, Cypriniformes, Cyprinidae.